This is a messenger RNA of Penicillium robsamsonii, 204 nucleotides long. RefSeq lists its product as uncharacterized. Lineage: Eukaryota; Fungi; Ascomycota; Eurotiomycetes; Eurotiales; Aspergillaceae. Bases 1 to 204 code for a protein of 67 amino acids. The record is from RefSeq and is a predicted model, not a curated record. The transcript is spliced from 2 exons.
AUGAGUAAUCGGAAUGGUAUUCAUGCAAAUGUUUCAAAACAAAAUGGAAAUCAAAAGUCCCGUGGUAUUGUAUCGACGCCUUGCCAUGCUGAUGUGGUUGGUGGUGGGUUUCCCAGUGCCCUGUAUCAAAGGUUGGUCAAAAGUACAGUUGUCUCAAGUGAGCGCAACAUGAGCAAUAGAAAUCAAAUAAAAAGUACAGAUUGA